Molecule: messenger RNA, 1662 nt
Organism: Penicillium macrosclerotiorum
Lineage: Eukaryota; Fungi; Ascomycota; Eurotiomycetes; Eurotiales; Aspergillaceae
Product: alpha/beta-hydrolase
Exons: 2
Coding region: 1-1662 (553 amino acids)
Source: RefSeq, a predicted model, not a curated record
AUGUCCUUUCAAACACCAAGUUCGAAAGCUACUAUACAUGUCAAAGGACUAGGCCAGCUGGAUGGCUUCCGCUAUGAAACAGGCGUUGAGCAGUUCUGUGGUAUCCCGUACGCGGAUUUGGCUAAACGGUGGACACGCUCAACAUUGAAGACGUCGUGGAACAAGAACUACCACGAUGGAACUCAAUUAGGGAAUGAUUGCGCUGCUCCUUUAGUUGAAGGAGACACUUCCGAUAUCCUAGUUCCGGUACCCCCUAACCCGCAUUUCCCACGCCAGCCGGAAAUUGACGAAAAAUCAGCCCUGGUAAUGAAUAUUGUUGUACCCGAACAUCCCACGGCAUAUGGAAAAAGGUUCCCUGUCUUUUUCUAUAUCCAUGGCGGCUCGCUUUUGUAUACAGGGGCAAACCUUGGCGUUUUCGAUGGUGUCAACUUGGUCUCCCAAAGCGUUUCCAUGAAUCAACCCAUCAUAGUUGUUAAUUUUAACUACCGGGUUGGACUUGGCGGGUUCCUCGCUAGCAGCAAGAUUGCUGACGAAUUGAGACAAGAUGGCUUCAAAGGGAAUGGAAACUUCGGUUUUACGGACCAGCAAGUUGCCUUCGAAUGGGUCCAAAAGUACAUUGCAGAGCUCGGUGGAGACCCUGAAAAUGUCACUGCGGUUGGGGAAUCGGCGGGGGGAAUUUCGAUUUCUCAUCAGUUGACUGCUAGAAAUCCACCAAAGUUCCACCGAGCGAUUUGCAUGUCGGGAGUUUUCAAUUCUCUCCAUCCCGCGCCAUUGGCACGGCAUGAAGAAAUUUUCAAUGCAACCUGCCGCUACUUUUCUAUCGACCCCCUUUCGCCUACCGUUAUGGAUCAGCUACGGGGUAUUGGUGAACAAGAACUAGCCAAUGCCGAUCAUAUUAUUCAGGGUGUUUUCUCAGGAACCGGUAACCCCUGCGAUGAUGGAUGGUUCUACAACGACAGGACUUGUCUUCAUCCAGAGACACCAACUUGGAUCAAGUCACUCAUGAUAGGAGAUGUCUAUCAUGAAGGAAUCAUUUUCGGACUCAAUCUUGCGGAAGAUACGUACAACACCGUCAAAGAAACUCUCGUGAAUCACAUUCAGGAUGAGUCUCUUGUUGAUAGCAUCUUGCUCGAAUACGCCAUUGAGCCUAGUCUGAACAAGGAAGCGCUCAUAGAACGAGUGAGUCAUCUCGGUGGGGACGCUGCCUUCAAAAUACCGAAUUGGCAGGUUGGGUUGCACAACAAGCGACUCCAAUCCCAGAAAAUGCUUUUCAAGUACCAUUUUGACCAACGAUCCCGUCUCAAGAACGAACUUGAAGGUACUGCUUAUCAUGCCCAUGAGCUUCUCUAUCUUUUUGGGAAUCUCAAAAAUGAGAUGAACGAGACUGAAAUUGCCAUGAGUCGUGAUUUUGCUUCUGCAUGGAUCGAGUUUGUAAAUGGUGGGUCCCCAUGGACUAGCGGGGAAGGUCUUUGGAAGAUUUGGGGCCCUGAAUCGGUGCAAAGUGUCAAGUCUGAGGAGGAGGAUGAAGUUAUCAGACUCUAUUCGCGUUUUAAAAGAUUGCAGUCUCUUGGGAACGAUGACUUUUGGCGAAGGUUUCUCAGUGGGAUAGAUGACCUUCUGAUGAAGCGAUCCAAGAUUGGACAAUUCGGAACCAGGAAGUGA